Astyanax mexicanus (Mexican tetra) is the source of this 6765-nucleotide messenger RNA. RefSeq names its product retinoblastoma binding protein 6 (gene rbbp6). The record is from RefSeq and is a predicted model, not a curated record. Gene Ontology annotation, biological process: protein ubiquitination; mRNA processing; ubiquitin-dependent protein catabolic process. Bases 713 to 6040 code for a protein of 1775 amino acids. NCBI's taxonomy places the organism in Eukaryota, Metazoa, Chordata, Actinopteri, Characiformes, Acestrorhamphidae. Gene Ontology annotation, cellular component: nucleus. The transcript is spliced from 17 exons. Gene Ontology annotation, molecular function: nucleic acid binding; zinc ion binding; ubiquitin protein ligase activity.
GCUCGGAUUGUAACGCGGCCGCCCGUGCGUCUGUUCCUGUUGAAACCCCGUGUAGGCGAAGUCACGUUAGCACUGCAAGUCAGCUCGAGAGUGGAGGCGGAUUAAAUUCAGUUUUCAGGAUCUUUUUUCAGCACGUUUUGGUUGGAAAUCAGUCUGCGUGUUUUUUUAAUCAGCGGAGUAGUCGCUCAGGAGUCCAGGUUUGCUGUGUUCCGGUGUAUGUCUGCGUGUGAAUUCAUCGCUCUGCGUCUUUGUGUGUCGCUGGUUGGAGGCCAUUUUAGGCCGCUUGCUCCAGAAGCUUCGGCGGAGCGGUUUUGGUGAUCCAGGAUCGAAGGAGCGCCCGGGCGGCCCCGUGUUGCCUCCCACAGCUCCUGGACUGACUGCGAAAAGACUGCGUGUAAAAGUCGCACGAGAGCGGACUGUGUGCGGCUCGUAGCGGGCCGGGGACUCGUAUCCGGACUUUCGGGGGGAUCCCCUUUGUUUACCAAUCAAUUUGGACUUGCGGUCCCACUUCGGGAGCUCUGACUCCGGCUAGGACCGGCCGGAUCCGUCCCGGUGAGGCGGUGGUGCCGAGCUUUCCGCCCAGCUGCGAUGGCUGGCGGCCCGGCUCAGACAGACUGCUGAAUCGGUUCUGUUUGUGCUGUUCUCUCCGGGGGAGGGUUUGGGUUCUGUGUUUGUUUUUUUGCUGUGAGAUUUUGGGGGGAUUUGUGUAAAAAUGUCUUGUGUUCAUUAUAAGUUUUCCUCCAAACUCAACUAUGACACGGUGACGUUUGAUGGGCUGCACAUCACGCUGACCGAGCUGAAGCGGCAGAUCAUGGGCCGGGAGAAGCUGAAGGCCGCAGACUGCGACCUACAGAUCACCAACGCCCAGACUAAAGAGGAGUACACUGAUGAUGGGGCACUUAUCCCUAAAAACUCCUCGGUCAUCAUCAGGCGCAUCCCGAUUGGUGGAGUUAAAGCUGCCAGCAAAACGUUUGUCAUUGAUCGAUCUGAACCCUCAAGUGGAUCUUCAAAAGCAAUGGAUGAUCCUCCAACCAUUUCGCUGGCCCAGCUUUCCAAGACCGCUAAUCUUGCCGAAGCAAACGCUUCUGAGGAAGACAAAAUCAGAGCGAUGAUGUCUCAAUCCAAUCAUGAGUACGACCCCAUUCACUUUACGAAAAAGCUUGGACCUCCCCCUCCAAACUACACCUGCUUUCGCUGUGGAAAGAAUGGACACUACAUCAGAAACUGCCCAACCAAUGGGCAGGAUAAAAGUUUCGAGGCCCCUCAGCGGGUCAAAAGGAGUACUGGAAUUCCCCGCAGCUUCAUGAUGGAGGUGGACCAGUCCAUGAAAGGAGCCAUGCUGACCAACACUGGAACUUACGCCAUCCCCACCAUUGAUGCGGAGGCGUAUGCGCUUGGAAAGAAGGAAAAGCCUCCUUUUCUUCCCAAGGAGCAGUCAUCAUCCUCUGAGGACGAAGACCCAGUGCCCGAUGAGCUGCUCUGUCUGAUCUGUAAGGAUUUGAUGACUGACGCUGUGGUAAUCCCCUGCUGUGGAAACAGCUACUGUGACGAGUGUAUUCGAUCGAAUUUGCUGGAGUCAGAAGAACACACGUGCCCCACCUGUAACCAGUCUGAGGUUUCCCCUGAUGCUUUGAUUGCCAAUAAAUUCUUACGUCAGGCUGUGAACAACUUCAGGAAUGAAACGGGCUACACAAAGAGAAUCCGCAAAGCUGCUGCUGCUGCCGCCGCCACUGCCCAAAGUCAACCUCGACUGCAGCGCCCAGUCCAAACACUCAGACCCCCAAACUCCCGCCAGCAGGACCCUCUUUUGGCCAACGUUCCUCGCCCUGCAGCCGCCAACACCCCCCCUGCUGAAAGUAGCCCUGUGACCGUUAACCAGGCCCCCGGCACACCCCCUACCGGAGCGAGUUCCUCUGCAGCCAGAGCCGGUGGCAGGAGCCCAUCUCUGUCUCCUCCACCUCAAACCAGCAAACAAGAGGAGCCUGUUAUAUCAAAAGAGACUGAGGUUCAGCCACAAGCAACUGCACCUGCACCCGCAGCUGCGGCACCACCUGAGACUCUGCUGCCAACCCCAGUUAUUCCAAAGGGAUACCAUGUUCCAGUGAUCAACCAACAACAUUCUUUGCCUCUCCCCAUUCCCAGACCAGGACCACCAAGACCGAGUGGGCCUAGGUCAUCUGGACCCCGACCUUCAUGGGAUCCGCCUUCAAACCGUGGCCGUUCUGCUAGUGAGCGCCCCCCAAGGCAGCAGGUCCCACCAGUUCAACCUCCUCCUGUGGUUCCUCCUGUAUACGUUCCUCCUCUGUUUCCUCCUCCACAACACGCCAUGCCACAGCCCCCCAGCGUGAUUCCUCAGCAGUUCCCAAUGCAGUUCCCCACAGGCCAGCAGCCUGGGCCUCCCUUCACGGUGCCCCCUCCAGGGUUUCCUCCAGCUCCGGCUAACGUUCCGGCUCCAUGGGUACAGCCAGGCACUCAGCCACCUCUGCCGAAUCCCUUGCCCUCCAUGUCCAAUGCACCCUUUUUGUCUAAGGAGGAGUUCUAUAGGCAGCAGAGGCGCAUGAAGGAAGAUCCCCACUGUCGAUUCGUUACCAGGGAGAAGUCGAAGCUUGAAGAGUUCACCAAUGACUUUGCCAAAGAGCUACUGGAAUACAGAAAAAUCCAAAAGGAAAGGAGACGGUCCUAUUCCAGGUCCAAAUCUCCAUACCGUGGGUCUUCCUACAGCGGUUCAUCCUACUCCUACUCAAAAUCUCGCACUCGUUCAAGAUCCCCUCGCUCCUACUCUCGUUCUCUGAGCCGAUCACGCUCCAGGUCACGUUCCCGCUCUCGUUCUCGCUCUCGUUCCUAUUCUCGCUCUCCUUACUCGCGCAGGGGCCGCAGGCGAAGCCAAAGCUACAGAUCUAGGUCCCGUACACCGCCCUACCAUCGCUCCCGCACCCGCUCUCCUUCAUUUAGAGGGCGAGAGGCAGGGAUGAGCGGCAUUUACCGUUCCCGCUCCAGGUCACCGCAUUACAGGGGCCAUACUCCCGGCAAGAAACCUCUUUCUGGACCUCAGGUGGAAACGGAUCGCAAGUACUCAGCCAGGUACAGGGAGCAGGUCCCCCCUUAUGAUGCCAAGGCCUGCUAUGGCAGAGCGGUGGACCACAAUAACCCAAGUGAAAGGGAAAGCUUACGGCAGUGGGAGAGGGAUCUCAGAGAGUGGUACGAGACAUACUUCAAAGACUUUGAGGCUUCACAGGGCAGUCAAAUCAGAGGUCGUGGUCAGGGCAGAGAGCCAUAUUCUCCUGAACAUUAUGGUCGUUAUGGACACCGAGAUGGCUCUCCUUAUGCCAGAGGGCGACGUGAAGACUAUCCGCCCCACUCCCAAGGACAUGGCGUUCCUCCAAGAGGUCGUCCAAUGAUGUACCAAGAGAAAUGUCCGGAUAAAUUUGGCCACUUCCAUGCCAACAAUGCAGCAGUUGGUCGAGGUAUGAAUAAAGAACCCCAAAAAACUGCUAAAGAGCGAGAGCCUAGCACAAGCACAGCUGUGGAUUCUAAAAGUUUAAAACACAAAAAGCAUAGGAAGAAGAGGAGGUUGGAUGAUGGUGAUAUCUUCAGUCAUUCUGAUUCUAUGGAUGAAUUUAAGAAAGAUGAGAGAAAAGGCGAGUCUAUGAUGAACUCGACUCGUGACGAUGCCACCCCAGUCAGGGAUGAGCCAAUGGACAGCACUUCAUUGCCCUACAAGAGCUCCUCAGACAAGGAGAGAAAGGAGAGGACCAAAAGCAAGAUUGAAAAAGUCAAGCGCAAGGUCGACAGUGGCACUCAGAAGAAGGAAGGUUCUUCAAAGACCUUCAAGUCCGUUAAAGAAAAGGAUGUGGAUGCAUCCAGAGACAAAAUGACUUCCUCUGACCCUCCAAUUAAAAGAAUCAAGGAAGAACCAUCUCAGAAGACUGAUGCUAGCAAACCACAUUCCUCAGAGAAAAUCAUGCUUCCUCGCAAACUGAUGCAGUCUAGACCAGUCAAACAUCACCAAGAGCUAAAGCCUGUCAAAGAUGAGCUUAAAAUCAAGAAGGAGGUGGUCAAAGACUCUCAGGUGAAGACUGAGAAAUCUUCAAAAGAUGGAAAGCCCAAGCUUGAGAAGCCUGUCAAAACUGAGGAGAAGGUGUCCACCAAAACGGGUGAUGUAAAAGUGGAGAAACGUAAACGAAAGGACGACAAGCCAGGCAUUAAAGAACCAGAGGUGCCUCUCACUAAAUCACCGAGGGCUGAAUCUGCAGAUGUGGCCAGAGGGUCUCCCAAGCCUAAGCCCAAACCCAAGGUCGAGGGUGAGAAACCGGUGGAGAAAGAAAAAACAGCCAUCCCUUCUCUGAUGGACAUUAAGCCUGAGCCUGUGAGAAAGAUCAAGCUCAACCGUGAGAUUGGAAAGAGAAUCACUAGCACUGACCAGCUUCCUACUGAAGACUCUGGGGUAGCUGUUGGGAAGAACAAAGUGGACCAGAAGUCAAAGACCAGGAUCCGGCGAAGAGUUCGUGCUCCAGAUGGGUCUGGAUCCUUGUUGGUUGAUUACACAAGCACGAGCUCCACAGGCGGUAGUCCCAUCAAGAGGCAUCCAGACGAGAAGCUAGACCUGAAGAAGACUGUGGUGAAGACUCUAGAAGAGUACACUAAUGACAGCUCUACACCUGCUGAGGAUGAGAUCGUUAUGAUCCAGGUUCCUCGCUCUAAGUGGGAGAAAGAAGAUUAUGAAUCUGAGGAUGAUGAUUCCAAGACUGCGGCUGCAACAACUUCUGCAAACACUGGUCCUUCUGCUAGUGGGGAAAACGCAGCUUCAAAAUCUAGUGACAAAGAGGCUGACAAAACUGCCAAUGCCUCUAAAGACACCAACACUGAGACCAAGCCUGCCAAAGACCUGUCAUCAAGUGAGGUGGAGACUGACCGAGAUAAGGAAAGUGAGAAGGAACGAGAGAGGGUCAGAGAACGAGAUCGCAGUGCCUCAGAUCACGAGUCUUCAGACAAGAGGAAGGCUGGCACAGUCAGUCUGGAUAGAGGUAGCGACCACAGCAGUGAGAGAAGCUCUUCUUCCCAGUCCUCCAGAGAUCGACCAUCUGACAGAUCUGCAUCAUCUUCCAGGAAGCCAUUGAGCAGAGAAGUCAACACAAGCCUGCCUGAAAGAAAGCCAGACCACCGAGCAACCACGAGAGAUCAUUCAGAGUCUUGGCAGAGGGAACCAAAACCAAGGGAACCCCUUAGGAGGAAGGACUCGCCACCUCUUUCCUCUUCAAGGGGCAGUAAAGAACAUGAUGUUCUCACAGAUGUAGGUAAAAGAGCUCCUGCUGUUUCUCAGGACUCCAAAAGGACAGAUAACAGCCCUUCUGGAGAGAAAAGGGCAACAGCUCAGAGUCAACCAGCUCUAGAGUCUAAAAGACCUGCUCCAGAAGAACACAAAACAGACAGGCAGCUGCAGAGCUUGAGACAUGCUGAUGGUAGAUCCACAAAGGAUAGGGACCAUGUGGUACACAAACCUUCACAUAGGACUGCUUCUCCAGAUUCCAAGACCGAGGCAGAGCGGGCUGGAGCUCAUCCAGAACGAGAUCAUCCCAAAGUCAAGCCUCCAUCGAUACGAUCCAUGCGACUCUCCUCAGACCUGACGCGAGAAACGGACGAGGCUGCCUUUGUCCCUGAUUACAGCGAGAGUGAAAGCGAGGCCUCUGACCCUGAGAACAAGGCAGAACACAAGGACCGUGGCAGGGACAGCAGUGCAAGCCCCGCCCAGAGCCGCAGUGCCAGCCCCUCUGGGAGCCACGCCCACAGCAGCUCACCUAGCUCACCAGGCAGCCAGGACAGUAAGAAAAGGAAAAAGGACAAGAAGGACAAGAAAGACAAAAAGAAGCACAAGAAGCACAAAAAACACAAGAAACACAAAAAGCACACCAGCAAUGAGUUGGAAUCCGAGGCCAAAGGACAGAAACACAAGCAUAAAAAGAAGAAAUCCAAAAAGAGCAAAGACAAGGAGGAGAAGGACGAGCGAGUGAAAGAAGAGCCAACGGAUAAAGCUCCUGUUUAAGGGACUUGUGUGUGAAUCCUUGGUAAUAUUGCAAAUAGAUACAAAUGCAUUUUGGCCUCUUGGAAAGACUACUGUUAAUACUUUAAUUUUCUUUAUCCGUUGAAAGUAACUGAUUGUAAAUAUCUGACUUGAUGUGCUAAUCUCCACCACACUGAGAGUAGCUGCUUGUAAAGAUGAAGGUUAAUAUUUUGCUAUGUAUUUUUGGUGAGUCUCUUCAUUUUCUUCAGGGGUUUUUAUUUCAAUUUUUUCUUGAACAAAUGUUCACAUAAUUUCUCAUAAUGUGGUUUUACAUUAAGCCAGAUUUAGAGGAGGCACUUUAGAGAGGUUGUAAGAGAUUUGACUACAAUUUUGCAGCAGGAGCAUCUGUGGCCUGCCUAUACCUCAUCUCCCUUGUGUUCGUGGAGUCCGGACAGAAACAUAUCAUUAAAUUAUUGUCUCUCAGUACAAUGAAACUGUUGAAGCUGGACAAUAGUGCUGUUCUAGUAUGGGGGCACAUAAUCAUUUGCUUGUGAAAUGUUUUUGCACUGUGAAUAUUUCCUUUUCUCUGAAGUUUUUUUUUUUUUUUUUUUACAUCCCACUCUCUCAUGAUGGUUAAUUUAAAUUACCAGCUGAAAAUAUGGAUGUGUUUUGUUCUGAAGGUAAUAAAAUUUAGCAAGGUCCUAACACUUGCUUUUACUUCUGUUGGUGAUUUGAUUUAAAACCUAAAUACAAAUUCUAUAAAACAA